This is a messenger RNA of Stereum hirsutum FP-91666 SS1, 1643 nucleotides long. RefSeq lists its product as uncharacterized. Bases 89 to 1294 code for a protein of 401 amino acids. Gene Ontology annotation, molecular function: polyubiquitin modification-dependent protein binding. Gene Ontology annotation, biological process: ubiquitin-dependent protein catabolic process. Gene Ontology annotation, cellular component: cytosol. Lineage: Eukaryota; Fungi; Basidiomycota; Agaricomycetes; Russulales; Stereaceae. The record is from RefSeq and is a predicted model, not a curated record. The transcript is spliced from 7 exons.
UUGCUUUCUCUCUUCGUCCCUCUGCCGGCACAAGCAUACUCGAUACCUUACCCUUACUGUUACUGGGAGUCAAAUAAGUCUCAUAGAAAUGUCGGAAGCAACACCUACAGAAUCACAGUCGGAGAUUCAGAUCAACGUCAAAGGUCCGAGCGAGCUGAAGCUGCAGAUAUCCAUCACCAGGGACAAGACGGUGCGGGAGCUGAAGCAGGCGAUCGCCGAUAAGUCGGACGUAGAGGCGGAUAGGCAGAGGUUGAUCUACUCUGGACGAGUGCUGAAGGACGACGAUGCUCUCUCAAUUUACAAAAUACAAUCUUCCCACACCAUUCACAUGGUCAAAGGCGCCGCGCGAUCCGCCAAUCCAUCAUCCUCCACUUCUUCUACCGCAACACCGCAACAGCUACCUACAAUGCAGGCCGGCCAGAACGUUCACGACCCGUUGACGCAACUCAAUAGUCAUUUGGGGUAUGGGGCUAUGGCGGGGCUGAACCCGUUUGCGGAUAUGGGCGUGAACCCCAAUGACCCAAAUAUGCUUCAAGGGAUGAUGAACUCUCCGGAAUUUCUCCAACAGAUGUCCGCCGUCAUGUCCAACCCAGCAAUCCUGGACCAAAUCAUCGCCUCGAACCCACAACUAGGCGCGAUGGGUCCUCAGGCCCGUGAGAUGCUCCAGAGCGAGCGGUUCAGGCAGAUGAUGUCGAACCCUGAGACCCUUCGCUCUAUGCUCCAAAUGUCCACCAUGCUCCGCGAAGCAGGUCUCGGCCCAGCUGGAAUGGGAGGCAUGGGCGGUGGCAUGUUCGGUGGCGGCGCAGGCUCGUUCCCCGCCCCUGGCGAUCCCAACGCACCUCCCGCUUCUUCUACCCCCGCGACUGGCACGGCCGGUGCGACACCGACAAGCCCGGGUGGGGCAGGACUGGGUGGGGCAGGUGGAAUGUUCGGCGGUAUGGAUCCGAAUGCGUUGAUGUCAUUAUUGACAUUGUCGGGCGGGGCCCCUGGUGUUGCGGGCCCUGGGGCGGGAGGCGCUGGAGCGGGUUUUAACCCGUUCAUGGGGACGGGUGGGGGAUGGGGAGCUCCGGGUGGUGGUGCGUUUGGAGGUGCGGGAGGAUUUGGGGCAGGAGGAGCGGGGAGUCCGACGACGCCGAGCGAUACGAGGCCGCCGGAGGAGAGGUUUCAGGUUCAGCUGCAGCAAUUGCAAGAUAUGGGCUUCUCGAACGCGGCGCAGAACGUAAGGGCGUUGUUGGCGACGGGUGGGAACGUGCAUUCGGCGAUCGAGUAUAUCCUCGGCGGGGGAGGGUUGUAGGUCUGCGAGUCUUCGUGUCCACGUCUUGACGUGCGUGGAGGGGGGUCGUACGAUCACAGGAGCGUGUUUGGAGUGGAGAUGGGGUCCUCUUACUAGAGCCUAUUCGGACGAGUCAGCUCCGAGAAGAAGUCCAGAAAGCAAUGUACUCGAGAUAACGAGGAGAGGACAUUUGAGCGGGUGAUACUGAAUGUACAAAGAUUCGAGAAGACGAGACAUUAUGUGUGUGGAUCACUUUCUGAACGUUCACGGUCUUGCUGUUAUGUACGUAUUUUUGUGUUUGUAGGCUACCACUGAAGAUGAACCAAGAAGUCGUCGAGCGUGUAUUCUGAUACGAAUGUUUCAUCGAGAG